This is a messenger RNA of Molossus molossus (Pallas's mastiff bat), 4388 nucleotides long. It is a transcript of the gene P2RY1, whose product is annotated as purinergic receptor P2Y1. NCBI's taxonomy places the organism in Eukaryota, Metazoa, Chordata, Mammalia, Chiroptera, Molossidae. The coding region runs from base 592 to 1713 and encodes 373 amino acids. Gene Ontology annotation, molecular function: A1 adenosine receptor binding; G protein-coupled ADP receptor activity; ATP binding. The record is from RefSeq and is a predicted model, not a curated record. Gene Ontology annotation, cellular component: plasma membrane. The transcript is spliced from 2 exons. Gene Ontology annotation, biological process: platelet activation; relaxation of muscle; phospholipase C-activating G protein-coupled receptor signaling pathway.
CGGGGAGCCGCUCUCCCGCCUGCCCCCUGCACUCGGGACCUCGCAGGGCGGGAGGAGGCCCCGGAGCGGGACUGGCGGCCAAGGCAGGCUAUCGGAACGCGCACAGGUCUGCAGCCGCCGUGCUUGCAGGUGGGGAGCAGGAAGAUGCCCCGCGAAGUUGACCGCCGGGGUCAGGAGGCAGAGGAGCGCCCUCCCCGCGCGGGAGCCGCACAGUGAGUUUGGCCGGACCUGAGCCUGCGGCGCAGACCGGCGGCCCCUCGGGAAAGCGCAGCGCGAAGUUGUGGGCAGCGGCGCCCUGCCUGCGCGCUGUUGUGUAACCUCGGCGCUGCCAGCCGGGACGGGGAAGUUACUGGGCCGCCCGCCAGCCCGGUUCGGUCCCGGUCCCGGGCGGAUUUCAUGGCCCGCAGCGAUCGUGGGGCCGGAGCCGGCGUGGGCGAACCCUCGCGCGCCCCCUCCCGCGGGGCUCCCCGGUGCCCGCUCCCUUCCGCUCGCCCGCUUUUCCGAUGCUCGCUGCGCCCCUCUCCGCCGCCGCCGCCGCCCUUUCCCUGCCGUUCGCCCCUCGGAGCCUCCGCCUAAGUCCGGGACGAGAGAAUGACCGAGGUGCUGUGGUCGGCUGUCCCCAACGGGACGGACGCUGCCUUUCUGGCCAGCCCGGGCUCUCCCUGGGGGAACAGCACAGUCGCCUCCACCGCCGCUGUCGCAGCCUCGUCCAAAUGCCCGCUGACCAAGACGGGCUUCCAGUUCUACUACCUUCCGAUUGUCUACAUCUUGGUGUUCAUCAUCGGCUUCGUGGGCAACAGCGUGGCCAUCUGGAUGUUUGUCUUCCACAUGAAGCCGUGGAGCGGCAUCUCCGUGUACAUGUUCAACUUGGCCGUGGCUGACUUCUUGUACGUGCUGACUUUGCCCGCGCUCAUCUUCUACUACUUUAACAAGACAGACUGGAUCUUUGGGGAUGCCAUGUGCAAGCUGCAGAGGUUCAUCUUCCACGUGAACCUCUAUGGCAGCAUCUUGUUCCUAACCUGCAUCAGCGUGCACCGCUACAGUGGCGUGGUGUAUCCACUGAAGUCCCUGGGCAGGCUCAAGAAGAAGAACGCUGUCUACAUCAGUGUGCUGGUGUGGUUCGUCGUGGUCCUGGGGAUCUCCCCCAUCCUCUUCUACUCGGGCACCGGGGUCCGCAAAAACAAAACCAUCACCUGCUACGACACCACUUCAGACGAGUACCUGCGAAGUUAUUUCAUCUACAGCAUGUGCACGACUGUAGCCAUGUUCUGUGUCCCCUUGGUGCUGAUUCUGGGCUGUUACGGAUUAAUUGUGAGAGCUUUGAUUUACAAUGACCUGGACAACUCGCCUCUGAGGAGGAAAUCAAUUUACCUGGUGAUUAUUGUACUGACUGUUUUUGGUGUGUCUUACAUCCCUUUCCAUGUCAUGAAAACGAUGAAUUUGAGGGCUCGGCUGGAUUUUCAGACCCCAGACAUGUGUGCUUUCAAUGACAGAGUUUAUGCCACUUAUCAGGUGACAAGAGGUCUAGCAAGUCUCAACAGUUGUGUGGACCCUAUUCUCUAUUUCUUGGCAGGAGAUACUUUCAGAAGGAGGCUCUCCCGAGCAACUAGGAAAGCUUCCAGAAGAAGUGAGGCAAAUUUGCAGUCCAAGAGUGAAGACAUGACCCUCAAUAUUUUAUCCGAGUUCAAGCAGAAUGGAGAUACAAGCUUGUGAAGAUGCAAGAAUCCCCAAACACCCACUAUUGUAACAUGGUCUCAAGAUGCCCAGCCUGAUGUGUUAAGUACAUUGUUUCAUCUUUCAGAGAACUUUCUUAUGGAGUGUGGAUCCACUGAGGAGGUGGACAGUAACAAGAAAUACUCUUUUACUUCUUGAUAUGUUUUUGUUUUUCCAGUGUUUCUUCUUUAGCUUCAUACAUCAUGCAGUAGACAAUGGUGACAUGUAAAUGCAUGUCAAAUAGUAACAAUAAUGAUCUCACUAACUCCUUCCAGGCAAAAAGAAGUCUCUGGGAAGAGUCUGUGCUAAUGGUGAAAAGAGGGUCAAGAUGAAGCAGUGAUCUUAAAAUCUGAUUCUUGGCAUGUGAUGAUAUUAAUAAGUAUUUUAAUAAAGACAGAAGUCUGUUGGCAUUUUGAUUAAAAAAAAAACUGCUAAGAUGAUAGGAUUUAUUAGUUAACUAAAUUUCACAAUACAAAACCAUUUUUAGUGCCAAGUUCAAGGUGUUUUAUGGCACACAAAUUACAUCUUUCACUCUUUGAACAUCGACAUGUUUGCACUAAAAUGAUAAAAAGACAAACCGAGAAGAGAUACUGCAUGAGUGUAGAAUUCAGAGUCAUAUCCAUGAUGUUGCCACUUGGCCAGCUAUGGAACUCACGACCCUUUCAAGACCAUUCUUUGGAUUAAAAAACUUGGAUAACAUCUAUCUAUUGGGGCCUUAGGGGAUGUGGGAAACAUUAAAACUACAGAUAGCCAAUGGUGAAUGAAAUCUGCUACUGUGUUUUUCAGAACUCUUCAAUUCUAGUCCUUGACUAAAAAUUCUUACGAAGUUCACCAUAUGUGGAACUAUGACCUGUAAGUCUUCAUCUACUCCAGCAGUACACUACACUGCCUUUGGAUACAAAAGAUGUCAAUGCUUAGAGCGGCUGGAAUUGGACAGGUGACAAUAAAAAUGUGUAACUAGUUAGAGAUCUACUGAAGCUUUAACUUUGUUUGUCAAAUUGCAGCUAUCAUAAUAGUAUUUAUUAAUGAAGCUUACAGUUCUUCAGUUGUAUAGAUUGAAAGACUUUCUUGAAAGAGCCAACAUACUGAUGUAAAUUAUAUUUAUUACAAUGUAUAAUAUUAAUGUCACACUGGUAGGUAUAUUUUACAUAAUGAACAAUGCAUAGAUAAAAUGAGUUAUUGUAUAUUAUGAUGCUUUUCAAAUAUUAGUACCUGGAAAUGUUUGUUUUCAGACUUUUUUUAAAAUCUAAAAUACGAAAAUCUGUUUUGUGAUACUAGUGAUUAAUUUUUUCUAGAUACCUUUUGCACGUUUACCUUUUGAUGUAGGAUUCUUUCUAUACAGACACAAUUUGUUGUCAAACUAUUAUUAGAUCGAUAGCAAAUACAAAACAUCUGGGUCUGUAUAUAAUAUCAUAGAAAAGCUGACAUUGUCUUUUCAGGACAUUUAGAAUUGUGCCCUCAAAUAUUGUCAGAACUUCUAUUUCCAAAUGUAUUAUGCUUAUCCUAAAUUCAAAGUAGAUUCUCUUAGAAGUCUGGUGGGAUGGGCAUUAUCAAUACAACAUUAGAAUUUAAAGAAAAACGUUGGGGAGAUGUGGAGAGAAAGAGACAACUUAUAUAACCAGUUUUGUGUGCUCAGUUCUGCUUAAAUGUUUGUGCUGUGUUCCUUUUUAAGGUCUAAUAUAGUAUAAUCUUAAUUUCUUUGAGAUGGAGUUCCUAAGUAACACACUACCAGCAAGUUUAACACAGCAAUUCAUUUAAUCUGUUUUAUUUGUUCAGUGAUAACUUUAAUUCUAAGUUUUAUAAUGAUAACUAUUAUGUUUGGCUGCUGAAUUCUGUUACGUUUCUUAUUCUGUUGUACAUUGUAUUGUACACAUCGUUACAAAUUAAUAUGAAGGGGAAUAUAUGUGACAUAUCAGAAUUUGUGAAUUUGAAUUCUAGUAUGUUGUAGUGCUUUUGCAAAAAUGUUUAUUUUUAUAUUAUCUGUGAUUUAAUAUAGUAAUUGAACUGGGUUUCUCUGUGAUUGACAGUGCCAUUGGAUGAGCGGUGUGGAAACAGUGUUACUUGACAUUUUGAGCUUUCUCAGGUUUAUCUAAAUCAAUGGUAGCCUAACAAAUUCCAGAUUAAUUGUGCACAAUUGUGUUUUUAAUAAAACGUACAUUUCCUAUACGUUUGCAUGCAGGAGUAUACAAUAUUGUGUGUGUGUGUGUGUGUGUGUGUGUGUGUGUGUAAGGCAUGGCAGCCAACCUUGCAUCUGCUAUUGAUAAUAACAACAGAGCCUUGAUAUAAUCAGAACCUUGAUAUAAUCGUGGUCACUAGAAUUGUACCUACCAUAGAUAAUUAGAACUGAAAAAGUCUCAAUAAAACUAUGAAAUGUGGUCUGCUUCUAUGUUAUUAAAGUAUUAAUUCCCACAAGUUCCCCACACUUUGACAUGUACUAUUAUACCAUGUGGCAAAUACUGUGGAGUGUGUAGAAUUAAUGCAGGCAUUUCUUAAGGUGUAGCCUGCACUGUAAAAUAGUGAAGUGUUAAAGAAUGAAUCCUCAUAGAAGAUGAUUGAUUAGAUUACAUUAUUUGAUAUUAUUCAUAGGAAUGCAACCUAAUUUUUCAGAGGAAAAUACAAAGUGCAACCUUAAUGAAUUAUUUCCCACACUAGCAUUCUGUAUUUAAAAUGUUAGC